Molecule: messenger RNA, 502 nt
Organism: Paramecium sonneborni
Lineage: Eukaryota; Ciliophora; Oligohymenophorea; Peniculida; Parameciidae
Source: the annotation of a GenBank genome assembly
AAAUAAUGUCUUAUUCUUCAAGGGAUUAACAAGAAAUAGAGGAUUUAGAAGAGCUCUCAUAUCCAAAAUCUCCUAAGUCUAAGAAAAUUAAGAAAAAUGAAUCACUUUCUCCAAAAAAGAAUUUUGGACAUUGGACUCCUGAAGAACAUUAAAAAUAUUUGAGAUUCCUACAAGACCAUACAGAUAUUAAGAAAAACAAUAAAAUAUUUAAAUCUAUGAGUGAUGUAGUUGGAACUAGAUCACCUAGUUAGUGUAGGUAAAAAUAAUAUUAUUAUAGAUCUCAUCAUUAAAAGUUUAAUCCAUUAUCACCAAUGGUUCAGAAAAAAAAUCUCAAAGUUGAAAAUACAACAUCAAUACCAAUAUCUACACCUUUACAAGAAUAAAUUUAAUAUGAAGAUGAAGACCGUCUUAAAAAACAAUUAGUCUAACUUAUAAUUAUUGAUGAAGAUGAACUUAUCAAUCAACCUUAAUAAUUUAAUUUAGAUGAUUUUUUCUGAAAUGC